GUUAAAAAGUUGAUAGGUUUUUUAUAAAACAUCUUGACAACUCCGGCAGUCAGCCCGAAGCUCUGAGCGUAGUCAGCUGAAAACAACCAACCAAAGACAUGAUCUAACGAUACGAACUCGUUUUCAAGCCUGAAGCAGGUCUCGUUUUCUCCAGGCGCUCGUUCAUUCACUCGAAUGCAGGAAGAUUGAACACCACGCGUAAAUUCGAGCCUCUUCGACUGCUCACUCUGUGUUAGCCGGUUGCCCACUGAUAAAAAAUGAGCUCCAAUUCAAAUUGUGGAGAUGUGGGUAUUCUGGCAAUUGAAAUAUAUUUUCCCAACCAAUACGUUGAGCAGAGUGAGUUAGAAGAGCAUGAUGGUGUCUCGAAAGGAAAAUAUACUAUCGGGCUUGGUCAGCAGAAGAUGGGGUUCUGCAAUGAUAGAGAAGACAUCCAUUCCCUGUGUUUGACUGUUGUCCAAAGGUUGUUGGAGAAGAACAAUAUUGGUUAUGGGGAAAUAGGAAGAUUGGAAGUUGGCACUGAAACCAUAAUUGACAAAUCCAAGAGCGUUAAAACAGUGCUGAUGCAACUGUUUAAGCCUAGUGGCAACACAGAUAUUGAAGGUAUAGAUACCACCAAUGCCUGCUAUGGAGGCACAGCUGCAUUGUUUAAUGCCGUAAACUGGAUGCAGUCUCAGUUUUGGGACGGCCGUUAUGCUCUUGUGGUAGCUGGAGACGUAGCCGUGUACCCCCCUGGUCCAGCAAGACCAACCGGAGGUGCGGGAGCUAUCGCCAUGCUAAUUGGACCAAAUGCGCCCAUCACUUUUAAUAGAGGUAGGCUUUUUUCAAAGUGGUUAAUAGUAUUUAAUAUUUCAAAAAACUAUUAUGUUUUUUCUCAAGUACGAGCGACUCACAUGGAACAUGUGUAUGAUUUCUAUAAGCCUGAUUUGUCGUCUGAAUUCCCUACUGUCGAUGGAAAAAUCUCGAUUGAAUGCUAUUUAAGUGCCCUGGAUUGCUGUUACGAGAGAUAUUGUAAAAAAGAAAACCGUCCUGACGUCAGUUUUGACGAUUUCGAUUACUUUUGCUUCCAUUCACCCUAUUGCAAGUUGGUGCAAAAGAGCUUCGCUCGUCUCUGCGUCAACGAUUACUUUCUCCACAGUGAUAAAGAACAAUCGGAUAGCAAGUAUCCAGAUCUAGUGCCUUUCAAGAAUUUAAAUCUGAAGGAAACGUAUUUUAAUCGAGAAUUAGAACAAGCUGCAGUCAAGUGUAGUAAAACCUUGUUUGAAGCAAAAACUCAGCCGACUUUGAUGGUUGCUAGCAUGGUGGGAAACAUGUACACACCUUCCUUAUAUGGCGGAUUGGUGUCCCUUCUGGUCAAUAAAAAUGCCGAGUCAUUGCUGGGCAAGCGGAUCGGUAUGUUUUCGUAUGGAUCCGGGCUUGCAUCGUCCAUGUUUUCAUUACAAGUGAGUAAAGAUGCCGGCCGAAUUGAACCGUUGCUGGCUUCUCUGGGAGACAUUCCCAGCCGCCUGGAAGCUCGCACAGCCUUACCGCCCGCAGAGUUUACUGCCAUUUUGAAAGCCAAAGAAGACUCGUACAACAAAGCUCCAUAUCAGCCAACCGCUUCGUUGGAUGCGUUGACGUCAGGAACGUAUUACCUUAUAGAAGUGGAUUCGCAAUAUCGGCGUACCUAUGGCCGCCGUCCCUAGAUGUCUCUCUAAGUCGCUCAGCCAGUUAGAAAGUGAAUGAAAGGCGUAAGGAAAUACCAUUUUUGAAAGGUUCAUUCGUUUAAAAAAAGUUAAGUAGUUACACUUAUGGGGAAAAAGAGUUGUUUAUCUCAUCAAAUCAGUUUACAUAUCUGUAAUACAUGUUGACAAUUUAGUUACAAACAUGUCGCCCUUUUUUUAUGUUUCUCUUUUUUUGUGUUUUUUUAGAGGCAUUUAUAUCAUCGAAUUGCAGAGGGAAUCCCUUUUAGCGCGCUGCCCCAUUUUUUCAAGAGGUAAAAAUUCCAGGAAAGAAAAACUGUUCCAGUUUUAAGCUAUUUGAUCAUUGGACAGUUUUCAUUUUAUCCGUUUUUUUUUUAUAAAUGCUGAAAAAGAUGGGGGGGAGGUUUCACACCUCUUCCGGGUGCCGACCUCUUUCCGAAAGAGAAAAAGAAAAAAGAUAAAAAAGAAUGGUACUUGGGCGGGCAAUGAAGUCUUUGAGCAAUAUGGCUCCCCCAACGAGUCCCGAAUUGGAUUGCGUGUGUUUUGAAAGAGAUUCAUUGGGAAAUGGCCGAUUUUCUUCUAUCCUCCAUCCCAUCCUCCGCCUUUCUAUUAGGACGAUGGGCGUUGACGUCCCUGACGACUUUGCGGGAUAAAAAAAAAAAAAAAAAAAAAAAAGAGGGGGGACCGCAACAGUCAGCAAAUGGGCCUGGCUCUUUUUAACGGACGACGAUGGAACCUCGGAUCAAAUUAGCAGGGAUACACCCCAACGGACUUAUUUGGAAGAGCGAAGAGGACCUUUUUUUUUUUUUAUCUCUACAGGAGGGGUUAUUACAGCACAUUGGGGGUUUUUCGGCUUCUCAUGUAUAUAACCACUCCUUUCCCUUUUCUUCGGUGAAUCUGAUGGUUGCGUCGGUUCACACACACAAUAGAGAAAAAAAAAAAAAAAAGAAGGGGAAAGAAUGGUGUGUCGUGGAAAACUAUUUGCCAUCGUGAUGGACUUGAUUGGCAGGGCCGCUCACCGCACAAACUCUUCCACCGGGCGAAGCCAUCUUUUUUAGCCCGCAAUCAUUAAGAGGCGCCCGCUUACUAAGGGGGAGGGUGGUAGCUAGUGGUCGUUAAAGGCAGCCUAUACGGGGAGCCCCAUCGACAUCGUUGAUCAACCUCUCCAUAGAAUCCUAUUGCUCUUCACGAAACUUUUUUUCACUGUUAAAAGCAAAGUUUUAUAGAGUGUCUUUUUCUGAUGGAGUACAAUAUCGAUGCUAAUCCCAGUCCAUUGAAAAUAGCCAGUCGAGAUCUCGCUGAACACAAUAGCGACAAGAAGAUGAAAAUAUUCAAACGCCCUGAAUUUCUUUUGUCGCCCCCCUUCUUUUUAAGGGGUGAGAAAAAGGAAAUUAGAAUAAUAGCACGUUCCUUUCUUGUUUUUUUUUUGUUUUUUUCGGCCAGUUGCAUUUCAUCUGUUACAGACACACACGUACUUUUUUUUAGCAUGUGUCCUAUUUUUUGAUGGAUGGUGCACAGUUCUUAAUGAUUAUCUCGUAUUGCCUGUUGUUUUGAUUCCACGCGUAGCUACCGCGGGGCCUCAUCAUUAUGAUCAUUCCCACCUUCUUUUUCUUUCCUGUUUUAUUAGUUAUUCUGCAUCAGUAGCGGGAAAAAAGAACACGCAAAGUGCGUGUUUUAACCAUUUCUCCAAAUGUUCAAAGAAAAA
Molecule: messenger RNA, 3384 nt
Organism: Daphnia carinata
Lineage: Eukaryota; Metazoa; Arthropoda; Branchiopoda; Diplostraca; Daphniidae
Product: hydroxymethylglutaryl-CoA synthase 1-like
Exons: 7
Coding region: 258-1682 (474 amino acids)
Biological process (GO): acetyl-CoA metabolic process
Molecular function (GO): hydroxymethylglutaryl-CoA synthase activity
Source: RefSeq, a predicted model, not a curated record